GUUCUAACGUCUAACCAAUCGUUUCAACCUUUGGCCAAGUGUUUUUGACAAGUAAGAAUAUUGAAAUUAUUAAAAGUUUUAUUACUGUUUUUUUUAUAUAAAUUUUUAUUAUUUUCGCAAAAACAUGUACACUUUUGUUAAUUUCUUUUCUCAAAGUUUUUACCCAACAAAUUCUACUCUCACUCCACCUCCUUCACCAACCACUGCUUCCACUUUACAACAUGAAUGUAAAAUUUGUAAGACUUCAUUUAAAAGUCAGUUUGGAUUAAUGCGUCAUAACACUAUUGUACAAAAAUACAAUACAAGGCGCGAAGUAUUGUACGAAUUACCUCUGGAGGCAAUAAAAGAGUUCAAGGCACAGCUUGUUCAUAUUAUUCAAGGUAAACUAAAAAGACAUUUUUCUCAGUCGGGUAAACAAACUAUUUCUUUACCUUGUCUGGAAAGCUUAUUUUUUGGAGUAUUUGAAGGUUAUAUUCAUUAUUAUAGCGUUCGGACUGGUAGUUAUAAGUGUUAUUUCCAAGCUAAAUCAGAUGCUAAUCAAGAAAGUCUCUUUGAUCAAGUUGGUAAUCGGAUUCCAAAAAAUAGGUUAAAAAGAUUUAAUUUACCUAAAUUAACAGUUGAGUGGAAAUAUAAGAAAAGUAGGGAAGAUGCAAAAAAAAAUAGAACAUCAGCAGGAUAUAUUAGUUUAAGAUUUUGUGCACAACAAAUAUAAAUAUAUAUACUUAUAGAAAAUAUUAACAAA
Messenger RNA from Rhizophagus irregularis DAOM 181602=DAOM 197198, 742 nucleotides. The record is from RefSeq and is a predicted model, not a curated record. NCBI's taxonomy places the organism in Eukaryota, Fungi, Glomeromycota, Glomeromycetes, Glomerales, Glomeraceae.